Molecule: messenger RNA, 3641 nt
Organism: Hyposmocoma kahamanoa
Lineage: Eukaryota; Metazoa; Arthropoda; Insecta; Lepidoptera; Cosmopterigidae
Gene: Ggamma30A
Product: guanine nucleotide-binding protein subunit gamma-e
Exons: 4
Coding region: 130-348 (72 amino acids)
Biological process (GO): sensory perception of taste; phospholipase C-activating G protein-coupled receptor signaling pathway
Cellular component (GO): heterotrimeric G-protein complex
Molecular function (GO): G-protein beta-subunit binding
Source: RefSeq, a predicted model, not a curated record
CAAGAUAGACGGUUGUUUUUCAUUAGGCUCCACACGCAACGAUCGGUGCCUCACAACACGGUCCUGUCAGUUGAGAAACAUCAGUACUCAGUUCACAAAACAAACGGAGAGCAAUUUAGAUUCUGCGCGAUGGACCCCAGUAUUCUCGCAGCCAUGGACAAAGAGGCACUGAAAAAGCAGAUCGAAAACAUGAAGUACCAAGCGUCCAUGGAACGCUGGCCGCUAUCUAAAAGCAUUGCCGCGAUGAGGGAGUACGUCGAGGAAAACGAAAAGAACGAUCCACUCAUACACGCUCCCGACAAGAAAAAUAACCCAUGGGCCGAAAAAGGCAAAUGCGUAAUCAUGUAAUGUAAACUUUAUAAGUAAAUAAAAAAAACAAAUAUCACCAAAUUCUAAACCUGAGGUCUGGACUCCAUCAAAGUUAUGAUUGCUCAAGGAAUCUUCUAGAAGUUUUGGAUGAAGCGGAAGCUUUUCGAAACUGCCAGACAAUAUGUAACAAUUGAACGUCGUAGAUAUCGACACGAGUGUUGAUGGAAUAUUAGAUAAACCAAACAUCAGUUUGUUUUAAUUUGAGUUGUACUAUUUGUUCCCAAAUAAUAAGAUUCUAGUCCUUAUUUUAACGAUGUAAAGAAUGUACAUUUUAAUAUGCGACGCAAUGAUGUACUUAUGAAAUGUUUUUUGUUGACGAUUUAAAAAGAAUGGUUGUAAAUACGUUAAAUUUUGUAUUACUAGUAAUAGAAUGUUUGGUCAUGAAUCUAUCGGUAGAAGGUAAUUGGGACGGUAAUGGUAACUAGUGAAUGAGAUAAAAGUUAAUUAACAAAAUAACUUCAACGACGUAUGUUGACAACCGAUUUUUUUUUUAUUAGUUAAGUUUGCGAAGAUCAUCCUCAAAAACAGCGGAAUGGGGCGCGAUUUAUAAAAUUAAGAAAUUUUGUUUUCAAAUAAAGAACCCGUACAGUUCCAUACAAAGCAAAGCAACUUCCUCUUCCAUUUUUGUAUGGGAUUGUCUAUGGAUUCUUCUAAGAGUCAAAUCUAUGACUUCCAAAAUUUUGACCUUUGAGUUAUGUUUAUAGAAAAUGGAAUUGAGAAAAACUUUGUCACCAAAUUUUGUAGAGAUAAAUUUAAACUUUAACUGUGAAGAUUCUCCGAGCUCAAUGAAUCUUUACAUUUAAACUUAAUGAUUAAACUAUAGGGAAUAAUCGCAAAUCACAACUUAACAUCUAUUUGCUGAAUCACCGGCUUUAGGAGAGUUAUUAAAAAAAAUAUUCGCAAUAAAAGGGUGAGUGGUUAAAUUGAGGAUUGUUAAAGUAGAACUGUAAAUUUAAGGUUAAAAAUAAAUAUAACAUAAUCUUGUUCGAAACCAAAGUAAUUGUUAAGCUGAUCUUAGGGUACUUUUUUAUAAACACGGGGUACAUUCCGCAGUGCCAUUAUCUAGUAAAUGCUUCUAUAAGUAUAUCUAGUUCGCUAUCUUCUAUAUUCCACUUUCAUAUUAAUAUACAUGCUAUAAUUUAUUACGUGUAACGCAUACUUCUUAAACCUUCUUCAUUUUAACGGUAACCAUCUUAUGAUUUUCAUGUAUUUAGAAAAUUAAAAAGGAAUUACAAUCAAAUUUUAAUCUAGCACUUGAUUAGCUUAGUGUAAUUUGAAAUUUAAAAUGAAAAUGUCUACCUAAGUCAUUCAUGGUUUACUUAAUAAAAGCGAACUAUAGUAGUUUCCCAAUAAAUAUCUAAAUUUAUAUUCUAAGAAUUUCUAAGCUUAUGCUUUACUUAAUUGACGCUUAGAUGAUUUUGAAAAUGUUAAGUGUAUGUUAAAGUAGAAAUAUAAGUUGACUAGAAGCGGCAAGGGAUUAGGUACCGCCGCUACUAAGCGUACCUUUAGAUUCUUCCAUCUUUACAUAACGCCACUAAUAACUUCGAUUGUUGGAAGUAUUAUGUAUUAAAACUAAACCUUGUCUACACUAUCUUGUGGCAAAAGACACAGUUGAUUGAUUCUAGAAUGUUUUCAAGUUGAUAUGUCUCGAGUGAUAUACGUAGCUCUGUGAAGUGUCACGUAACAAAAUGCAGACAGUUAAAUGAGAGAUCAGUAAAUCUACUAGACAACUUAUAGUUCUAUUAUUUAACCCAAGUAGCAACUUAUCUAACAUUCCAUUAAAAGGAUUGCCCUUAAUCCAAAUUUUCAUUAAAAUAGAAGAAAUUUUAAACUUACGCACUGUAGAUACCUAAUUGUAGAUUUAAAAUUUAAAAAAAAACUAACCUUUAAAAAAAUUAAAAUCUCUAUAAAAUACCUUCCCCUAUACCAUAUCUAGAACGUGAAAUGAAAAAUCAUUCUGGCUGUGAAUAAUUCCAUUUUCUUUAGAUGCUUCACCUCAAGUCACUCAUUAGUGAAUCGAAUUUUUAUACAAAAUAAAUGCUAACACCGACAAUAAGAGUUUCACGAACAUUUUUGACAAAAUUUUUUCAUCUCUGCAAUCACAACCAUUAUCAUGUGUAAGAAUAAGAAAACUAAGAAGAGACCACGCUUCCACACAAAACCUAUAAAUUGCCGAUAUCUGUUAUUAAAAAUAGUACUUGCAUCUAAUAUACUUCACAAAAAUUUGAAAUGAGAAGUCUAACAACUUGAAUUGAACACACAGCCGAAUGUGUUCCUAAACUAAGACUUAUACAACAUUCAUUUCUAUUAAUUGAUUAAGUUACAGUCAUAUAAUUGAAAUAAAAAUAGUAAAGUCGUAUUUCAAAGAUGACAUAGAAUGUGGUAUCGUACAAUAACGAUGUGGGAUAAAACUGGAGCUCUACAGGUAUCUUGCUACACAUCCUGCAGUAUUCCAAAAUAAUAACAUUGCAAUGGCACUUCCAGUUUUCUUAUUUUUCCGAACAAAAAUCAUGUCAAUUCCUUAUACGUACUUCUCUUUAAGUAAACAUUAUUAUGAAAUUUUAUUUAUUCGCCAUCUCUCUCUUUCAUAUAAGUUUUUCAUCUAUCUAUCCUUUUCUUAGCCAUGAAUAGUUAAAGUUAGGUCUAGAGUAAACUGUAGCGUUAGUUUUAAUUAAUAAGAAACAAAAAUCAAAAGUUGAUUGUUAAUGUAUAAUAAUAAAAUUGCAAUUCAGAGGUAUUAUCUAAGAUUAUAAACUAAAAUGGAACGAGAUUUAAUUGUUUGCUUUAAAUGAGUUAGGUAAUAAGGGUCCUUGUACUUUAAAGUUAGGAGUGACAAAGUUUUUCUCUGAAUGAAAAAGUUUAGUGCAUUUUUAAUAUUCGAGCUGUUUUUGAGGACGGAAAAGUUUUCUCAUUUACCAUAUUUAAUUUAAUUUAUUGUUUCAAGUUAAAAGUUAAACCAAAGAUUUCCUUGCUUGUAUCGGUAACUGUUAACGGGCGGUUAUGUCUUUUUACGCGUUUCAAUUAACUGUGGAUUGGAAAAAACGUAUUUUAACGUAAACAAUAGCGUUCUUAGAUUCAAAAUCGUUCAACGUUUUAUUCAAUCCGCGUCAGUUAAAUUGAAAUUAAGCUAAGAAUAAAACUUAAACGAUAAUUUUUAAUGGAUUAAUCCGAAAAUUUAAUAACUAGAUAAGGUGAUAUUGGAAAUGAUUUUUUUAGAAUUAAUAGGGUAAGGUGUCGUAUGUAAUUAUGUAAUCAGCAAUCACUGAAAUAAA